AUGGUCAACCCUGCUUCCACCUGCUGCAAGACCUCCGGUGACGGUAGCUGCGUCUGCGCCGCUCAGGCCAAGUGCUCCUGCGGCAAGGAGAACGCCCUCCACUGCACCUGCAACAAGGCCUCGUCCGAGAACACCGUCUCUGGGCCUCGCUGCUCUUGCAGAGCCCGCCCUGCCGGCCAAUGCACCUGUGAGCGUGCUCCCAGCGAGAACACUCCCGUUUCGGGCGAUGCUUGCCCCUGCGGACAGAGAUCUUCCACUUCUUGCACCUGUGAAAAGGCCGCUGCUGUGGACGCUGCCGCUGAGAGCAACGAGAUUGACUUCACCACCCGCGCUUGA
Messenger RNA from Aspergillus aculeatinus CBS 121060, 336 nucleotides. Its product is annotated as putative copper resistance protein Crd2. NCBI's taxonomy places the organism in Eukaryota, Fungi, Ascomycota, Eurotiomycetes, Eurotiales, Aspergillaceae. The coding region runs from base 1 to 336 and encodes 111 amino acids. The record is from RefSeq and is a predicted model, not a curated record. The transcript has 3 exons.